GGGCUGAAUCGCCCACAUCUACAUUUUCCUUCGCUCCCUCCGAUGUCAUACAUCUUCCAAAUGGCUCAUCGGGCUCCAUGAUGCUAAGCAGUUCCCUCAUCUCAUGAACUAUCUCUCCCGUUUAUUCUUCCCUCGCAAACGCCUAUCCGCCGCUAUGAAGCCCCUCAUAGCUGUCGUCGGUGCCACUGGCACAGGCAAGUCCAAGCUUGCAGUGGACCUAGCAUCUCGUUUCAACGGUGAGAUCAUCAACGGCGACGCAAUGCAAAUGUACCGCGGUCUCUCCAUCAUCACGAAUCAGAUCCCCGUCGAAGAACGAAACGGCAUCCCACACCACCUGCUGAGCUGCGUCGAACUGGACGAAGAGCCGUGGCGCGUCGGCCUGUUCAAGAAAGAAUGUCUCCGCAUCAUCCAGGAAAUACACGACAGAGGAAAACUGCCGAUCCUCGUUGGAGGAACCCAUUAUUACACGCAAGCUGUAUUGUUCAAUGACCAGCUGGUUGGUGACGCUUCUGCCGCGCUCGAGGAGCUAGAUGGCCAAGCGAACGGAGAACCGAUCGAGCCUUCUACGAGAUGGCCCAUCCUCAAUGCGCCUACCGAGGUGAUCCUACAGAAGCUGCGGGAGGUCGAUCCGGUAAUGGCGCAACGCUGGCAUCCGAAUGAUGGGCGGAAAAUCCGCCGCUCUCUCGAGAUCUAUUUCCAGACUGGGCGGCCGGCCUCGGAAGUCUAUGCCGAGCAGAAACGCGCCAAGGAGGGAGCCCUGACGUGUAACAGCUCCGAUGGCACGGGCCAGCUGCGGUUUCCGACGAUGUUCUUCUGGAUCCAUUCGGAGAAAGAGGUCUUGAAUUCGCGCCUCGACGGACGCGUUGGGGUCAUGCUCGAGCAGGGAUUGUUGUCGGAAGCACAGCUUAUGUGGGACUAUCUCCGAGAGAAAAAGUCACAGGGGAUCACCGUUGACCAGACGCGGGGCGUCUGGGUCGCCAUCGGCUUCAAAGAACUUGCACCGUAUCUCGAGGAAUUGCAUAAGGGAACAGCGAGCCCAGAAGAACUGGAAGCCUUGAAGCGAACAUGCAUUGAGUCUAUCAAAACCGCUACUCGCCAGUAUUCCACGUCGCAGAUCAAAUGGAUACGCAAUAAGCUGUGGAGAGCUCUCGCAGCAAUCAACGAGACAUCCCGCUUAUAUCUCCUGGACAGUACGAACGUCGAAAACUGGACUGGUAGCGUCACAGAUCCAUCGGAGCACCUCGUUCGCUCCCUGCUUAGCGGCGAACCUACCCCUGAUCCCAAAUCACUCUCAGACUUUGCAAGGACAGUACUGGGCGAAAAGGAAGCAAAGUCGCGUGAAGAAACCGAUCCUGGCUCAGAAACCAUCACUUGUGACGUUUGCAAGAGGACUUUGGCGAACAGCGAGCAGUGGAACAUCCAUAUCCGUGGCCAGGCUCACAAGAGGGUCUUGAAAGCUGCCGUAAGACGAGCACAACGCGAAGAGCGCAUUGCAAAG
Molecule: messenger RNA, 1498 nt
Organism: Aspergillus campestris IBT 28561
Lineage: Eukaryota; Fungi; Ascomycota; Eurotiomycetes; Eurotiales; Aspergillaceae
Product: tRNA dimethylallyltransferase
Exons: 2
Biological process (GO): tRNA modification
Cellular component (GO): mitochondrion
Molecular function (GO): tRNA dimethylallyltransferase activity; ATP binding
Source: RefSeq, a predicted model, not a curated record